AUGGCGCAGAAGCUGAGCUUCAUGGAUCUUUCGGUGGACAUUAAGACGUUGAUUGUAGAGCACGUCACCCGCCCGACCGACCUCAAGAACCUCUGCCUCGCUUGCAAACAGCUUCACGAAAUCGCCGUCAGGCAGCUCUACUAUGAAGUCACGCUCGACGUUGGGUCGCCAAGCGACACACGUCUCGCUUCUUUCCUGAGCCCUAAGAACAUCGGUCUCCAACAUGUGCGGAAGAUCGACCUCUACCUCGCAGAAGUCGCGGACAAGUGCAAUCAAGUACUGCUUGCCAACUUGAGCACCCGCCUGAUCAUCGAGCUGUUGCCGGAAAACACACUGGAGAAGUUCUCAUGGCAUCCGUGGUCGCCCUUCUCUGGGGACAAUCUCGUGUUGCUGUAUAAGAAGCAGAGGCGCAUGAAGUGGCUGGAGGCUAUCACGGUAGAUAGAGACGUAACCGCGGAGCUCCAGAAGAUCCCAGGCUUCGAGAAGAUGUUUGAACAUGUGCGCAAGAUCGGGCUGUAUCCUGAUAGUAGGGAAGUGUUGGAUUUCGGAAACAUGCUCCUCAAGAACUCACACAAACUGGAGAAGAUCACACUACAUGCGAGCUUCGAAGAAAGUGACUCGCCUAUUCCACCACGCGAACUAAACGAUUCGUCGACAGAGCCUGGACUCAUCACUUCGACCUUGUUCAGCCAUAUGCAGCCCUUCGCGAAAUGCACGCCCAUCGCACUCAAAGAGAUCACGUUGCAGAAAGUAGCUCUCCGAUACGCUGCGGAAUCAUACUGCAAAUUCGUCGACUUCCACACUGUCAAGAACAUCCGCGUCUUCGGCUGUUCUGGCGCCGACGCCCUCUUCGCAGAACUCAGCAAGAGCACAAAGCUACCCGAGAAGCUCGAAACACUCGAAGUCAAGCACGAUGACAAUCCUGAGAACGAUGGUCUAGGCGCUAUAGAUGGCUUCCUGUGUCUUGUGUCUGGCAUCAAGACUCUCAUCGUCGAUCUAACGUACUCGAAAAGCUUACCGGCGUCUGCGGGUAUUAUACGGCAUGGCAAGACACUGAAGCAGCUAAGCAUACAUACCAGCACAGGACCGGACAGCUGCGAUGAUGAGUUGGUGUACGACUAUGCUUCGUUUUCGCAAAUUUGCCAGGACUGUCCGUCUUUGGAGCAAGUGAGCGUUGCAUUCCCGUCAGUAAGCGUUAUCAAGAGCAAGAAUGACAGCUUCUUCAACUUCGUGAACUGCCUCGGGGAUCUUGCCCACCUAGUAACCCUCAACGUAACUACAUGGCCCAACAAUUCCCCCUCGUCGACACGGCUCCCGCGAAAAAUCUACGAACACCUCCUCGCCGGGCUCGCCCAAGCCAGCUUCGAGCGCAACACCUCUCACCACAUCAUAGAUCACACACGCUCCUCCAAACUCGCCAUCAUAGCCUUUGGCUCCUCAGACAAAGUGUAUGACCGUGAGGACAGCCAGACGCAGAUCAUCUUCGUCAAGGGUAGACAAGUGGAUCCCUUGGGCAACGAGAGGAGUACCGCGGUGCAGAUCGGGUGGUGUCUGAGGAAGUAUGUGGACGCAGGGUCUAAGAGCGAUAUCCUUGACUUUGCUCUUAGUCAUACGAGCAGGCCGCCCGCGAGAAGUGAACCAGACAGUGAUGAUAGCGAUUGA
This is a messenger RNA of Dothidotthia symphoricarpi CBS 119687, 1662 nucleotides long. RefSeq lists its product as uncharacterized. The transcript is spliced from 3 exons. The record is from RefSeq and is a predicted model, not a curated record. The coding region runs from base 1 to 1662 and encodes 553 amino acids. Lineage: Eukaryota; Fungi; Ascomycota; Dothideomycetes; Pleosporales; Dothidotthiaceae.